AGCUGUCAGAGUUGCGUGUGCGCAGAAGCAGCGCGGGGCCGGGCCCGUAGACGGUCCGUGGCCGGUGGCGAUGGGUUGAGAUUGGAUGGGAUGGGGUCCAUAUCAGCACCUCCAAUAUACCCUCCCUCGAAGUAUGACAGCUCGCGAACCUCCCCCGCAGGACUCCACCACCUUGGCCGACGAUGUUCGACUACCGAUGGUUUGAGACAAGAGACAACAGCCCGGAUGGCACAGCCGCGCAGCGUCGGAGAUGACCGGCGCAGAAGAGGGCUUUCCGAUACCGAAUGCAGUGGAGAUUUCUGCUGUUCCUCUGUCUGCCCAAGGCGUCGGCCCAAUUUCGAGAGGCGGCAAGUUGAGCGCCGCUCGGUGAAGCGCCAAACCGGCUGGAGAAGUAGCCCCCGAAACUCAAAACCACAAUGUGGUCCGUUGACGAAGCCCCAUGUACGAAGCAGAUCUCGCCCAGGACCCCUGUCGGCAUUUCCAACACAGCCUCCCACGCUGGCCGGCCCCCAUGGGGUUUCAGCUGUCAAACCGUCACGGUGACACUCUUAUUCUGAGUUCUCGAGGUUGGGCGGCACUGUUCGGUCUUGGCAAUCGCCGCUGGGGGCGUAGGAGUCUCGCGAACAAUUACACCGAGAGACAGUGGGGGGGUUUACAUAGGCCCAAGCAUGACGUGGACGUUAGUAAUAUGGCGAUCGACGCCCCGUCGCCGUGGACGGGCUUGGACGCGGUUGAGCAGACGUACAUCGGGUUGGCACGUGGACGCCCUUCAACGCCCAACAUCCGGGGGCUGAGACAAU
Ilyonectria robusta is the source of this 800-nucleotide messenger RNA. RefSeq lists its product as uncharacterized. The record is from RefSeq and is a predicted model, not a curated record. Lineage: Eukaryota; Fungi; Ascomycota; Sordariomycetes; Hypocreales; Nectriaceae. Bases 91 to 543 code for a protein of 150 amino acids. The transcript has a single exon.